UUGUAUUUUAUUUUAAUACUUUCAACACUACUAUAUAACAAAUAAUUUGAGUCAGGGAAGCGGCACUGAGAGAGGAACUGUUGAAGAGAGAGAGACAGUGUUUGUAUUUUAUUUUAAUACUUUCAACACUACUAUAUAACAAAUAAUUUGAGUCAGGGAAGCGGCACUGAGAGAGGAACUGUUGAAGAGAGAGAGACAGUGUUUGUAUUUUAUUUUAAUACUUUCAACACUACUAUAUAACAAAUAAUUUGAGUCAGGGAAGCGGCACUGAGAGAGGAACUGUUGAAGAGAGAGAGACAGUGUUUGUAUUGUAUUUUAAUACUUUCAACACUACUAUAUAACAAAUAAUUUGAGCAAAAGAAAGGAGAAUGGUCCUGGAACUGAUCCUUUUGUAAUGUUAAAUCUCUUUCUCACGCUUGUGCUUGUUGUCGCAACGAACGCAGUCAAGUUUCACGAAGAGAUAAAAUACGAACUGAACCCCAAGAGAUUUCCAUGUUCGGACGAAAAGACCGUCACCUCGCUCACAAACAGUCUGCUAGACGUACCUGAAAAGCUGAUCUGUGUGAGGGAAGAGAAAUGCCGAGUAAACUUCCAUCUACCACCCUGCAUGAUCAGAAAACGAAGAAUUGACUCUGAAGAUCUCAAACUCAAUGUCACCAUUGAUAAACUGGAUAGAUAUGAUAACUUUGACAUCAAAUUUUCUCGAGAAGAGCUGAAGAGCGCCGUUACUGACGUUCUCUCUCCGUAUCUUGUCAAGGAUAACCCCUGCGGCUCAGGCAGAGUACUACUGGGAAGCGUUUGCCGAAUGUGUCUACCUGGAACGUACACCACUCAGUGGAACACGUGUGAUGCCUGCCCAGUGGGUACCUACUCGGACUCUACUGGAGUAAAGGAGUGUUCGCCCUGUCCGGAGCACCAGACGACCCAUACCACUGGAGCUACAGGAAUGGAACAGUGCCAAGAAAAGUGCUGGGUUGAUAAGAAGAUAUCCUCAAGACACAACCUAAUGUUCCCGUCACCAAACGUGGUAGUUUCUGGAGCCAUCGUCACGCUACAUUGUGGUAGGCAUUGGGCCUUCGACCACAGCGGGACCGUUACCAAAACAGCUAAAUGUGGGGAGCCCCUCCCAACGUGCAGUGUCCGGUCCUGCCCGGACCCCUGUACAGCUGGUUACCUCUGCAACUCCUGUCAGUGUGUGGAUAUCAACGCUAGGUGCGAUGGGGUGGAACAUUGUGCUGACAACAGCGAUGAAGCGGCCUGCCCUGCUCAAGUGGAUGCGCCCAGCUCUCUUCAGCUGUCCCGUGACGGUCUCACGUACGUUUCUGUCCCUCGCACGUGGUCCAGAACAUCAGAUAUUGCUGUUUGUUUGUGGGCCCGACUGAAACUCUCCUCUUCCUUCUCCUCACUCGUCAGCUUCGAGCUAGCUGAAUCUCACUCUCUUUGGAUUCAACUCACCAGUGACGCACUGUACGUGCAGCUCAACAAAAUGGUGUACAAGGAGGUACGGUUCCCUUACGCUCUGGACAGAAAGUGGUUCAGCAUGUGUCUAAGUGUGGACAGAGAGUUCCUAGAUCUGUACCUGGAUGGUGCUCCCUUGUUGCACGGCCAGAACCAGGAUAUAUCUUCUGUUCAGGGUUUGGAGAUAUCAGGAGAUAUGGUUAUCGGUGGUAUGCCCCAUGAGUCACAUCCUCCGUACCUUGCGGAGGGUCUUAUCAAGGACUUGUCCGUCUGGAACAAACCCCUGUCUCCAGAGCAGGUGGAAGAGUACAGUAAGGGUUGUUUGAUUCCCCAACCUGAUGACAUCAUAGUUGCCUGGUCCACCAUCAUGAACCACACUGUCCCGGACCUCCUUCUCGACCAGACAUAUUCCGGGUCUUGUUCAGGCCCGGUUCCGUCUGGAUCCUGUCCCCCGGACAUGUGGGAGUGCGGUUCCGGAGACUGUAUCCCUCUUAUUGAGAGGUGUGAUCGUAUCCCUGAUAACUGUCUGGACGGCAGCGAUGAAACCGGCUGUCCUCUUCUUGAUGGACAACUGGUUCUGAUAGAGGACUCCCUAACUUCCGACUUAGCUGAAGAAGCCUGUCUGAAGUUGGGUGGUAGUCUGGCUCUACUCAGUACACCCUACAUGAAGGAGUAUGCCAAGAACAUCCUUGUGUAUUACGAUUACGACAAGGCUUGGUCCAGUAGCCCUAAUGGGGAAGGACCUGGUCUGCUGACCAAGCUUGGUACCUGGCUAAAAGCGGAGAAGGAGAGUUCCGCACGUGCUGUUCUCUGUCAGAGAACCAGAACCAGCGUGUACCGUUACUUCGACACACCCGCUACCUAUGACGAAGCACAUGACACGUGUACGGGGAUUGACGGUGAGAUGGCUACCAUUACAACUAAACCUCAGUUUGAGAUCCUACAGAAACUGAUCACUAGUCAGCAGUUUGAACCAAGUGGUGCUGCCUGGGUUGGAGGUGGCAAGAAGGCUGGGUAUCUGACAUGGGAUAACGGUGACAUUUUCUCUGAUCUUAACCAGCUCUUUUUCCAGGAGCCGAGGUAUGUUAGCGGAGACAAGCUUUCAGUAGACAGAUCCGGGUUGUGGGAGUUGAGAGACAAGACUGAGACACUGCCUUUCGUCUGCAUGGUUGAGACCGCGUACAAUCACACCACUUCUAUGGAGUUUGGAAACACAGGGGAGCCCCUGGUGCGGAUAACAGACCCUAUAUCUGGGAUCACGGUGCUGGACACCACUACUUGCGCUUCCUUCAAAUCAGCCAAAGCAAACGGAACGAUAAUAUCGUACGCUACUGAUAACAACGAUAACGAGAUGUUGGUCAUGGUCACUAACCAGGCUUUAGUCAUCAUGGUCCACAACGUUCCUUACUUCGUCAAAACAGAUCUGACGGACGGUAUCUGGCACACAGUGUGUUUCAGGUACUCAGAUGAGGAGGGACAACUAACCAUCUUCAUAGACGAAAAAGACUGGUCAAUUAAGCGAACAAUCGACCCUGCUGGGAUAGGAAGUUAUGGUAGUAUGAUUCUUGGAGCGGAGCAAGAUUUCCAGGAGAAAUCAACUCUCAGAAAGUUGGACAAGUUCCAAUAUUUCGAGGGAAGUAUUUCCAACUUCAAUAUGUGGCAGGCGUUGCUUUCAAAAGAAGAGAUGCAGUAUCUGUCAGGUACCAGUGCUAUCUGCAAAACCAAGCUAACAAAGGACGAGAGGAUAGUGUUACGCUGGGGUGAUGUACUGAACUUUGGGAGUAAGACUGUUGAGCUGGGAUCUAUGAGUGAUAACGAGAUGUGCCGAUCAUUUGGUGUAGACGAACAGCUAAAACUAGAGAUCAACGGAAAACCUGUAGUUUACGAGGACUCUGUUUUCAAGCUUUGUGAUAGGUCAGAAUGUGAAGCAGUGGAUCUAAAGCUGAAGACAUCCGGUACUAGGACUUUUGUUGGGGGCAACAUGACUGUGGUUCUUAGCUCUGAUGAAAGUUCAGGUAUGAACUGUGACAAGAGCAGCUGUACUCUCUCCUCCUCAACCCUCACUCCAUUCCUCAUACAAUCCGAGUCCAAACGACCCGGUGAGACACUAGAACCCAGCGACCAGUUCUACUUCACGGAUACCACCGGUCUAGUCUUGCGGUGCACCACAGAGAAAUGUUUCCUGGCAGAGGAUGAGCCGGGGACUAGUAACCUGUUCUCUACCGUUAUUGAGAGGAGGGGUUGGGAUGAUUGGGAGGAGGCGGAGGAGUGCAAGGGAACCUGCGGUGACAGCUACCAUAUCUUCACCAGGAAGUGUCUCGCUCCUUCGCACCUGUCUGAAACUCUGAAGUCGCUUUACUGUCCUGGAAGCCCGGAGAAAAGAGUCAACUGCCAGCUAGACACUUGUGAGAAAACAGAGAAGUGCGGUCCUGGGGUGAGGGACACCAAGUUCAGAGGGGUGUUCAAAUGGGGACAAACAUACCGGGUAAACUACACCGUGGACAUUCUCUGUCCUGCAGGCAACUAUAAUCAGCGGGAGUACCCGCUGGUGGUUAAGAUGAAGUGCUCGAGGGAGGGAUACUAUGAGAGCGACUUUGUAACUAACAUUGAGAAAUGUGCGUUCCUCAGCGAGAGUGCCCAGCUUCUUCACAGCCUACUAUCGGGAGAUGUAACGGCCGGUAACGUGUUACAAGUGACAACGGACAUGAAGACCAUUCUGGAACGAGCUGACGACGUCAGCGCUCUGCAUCUCGAAAUGAUACGCAAUCUUACAGAUCGAGCACUAGCUACUGGAAACGUGACCCUGGCAGUUCAAGACAACAUCAUAGACGCUGUGGAGACUAUAGCAUCUAAAGUGAAGGUUGACGAGUUGUGGAUUGCUCAAACAAAGAAUCAGAUUGUCAGAAGCAUUUUGGAGAUGAUAGACAAGUCGGCGGACAUGGUAGAUCUGAUGGGUAAACCCGGCUCCGCUACAAUCCGAGAAAACAUUGCCCUGUUUGUAGACAAAGUGGACCUGACAACGUCCCUGCUUGUGAACCUGAACAUAGCGGACACUUCCAACCUCUACACUACAGAGCUGGUCAUGACAAACACUGAGAAGAAAGAUAUACUGCAGGAAACCACCGGUAUAGGUAUCUACAUUCCCGCCUCUAUCCGCUCCUCCGCUCAGCAGGAGAUAGACAGGGUCUGGUUCUCCGUCUUCAAGACUGACCGGCUCUUCCUCAGUAAUGAAACUUCAGAGCCAGGAAUGGUGCUGGCUUGUAACGAAUCGUGCGAAGUUUCAGGAACUAUUGUCGGUAUUGGUAUCGGUAAGAACUACGGCAACAUUACAAAUCUCAAAGAUGAUGUCCGGAUUCAGUUCUCGCCGCCCUCGUCGCAGCGUUUUAACCCCACGGCGUCUUGUGUGUACUGGAACGUUUCUACAAGCUGGUGGUCAAACAAAGGAGUGAAGACUAAGCUGGACUUGAAGAAUAACAGGGUCACCUGUGAGGCAAACCACCUCACCAACUUCGCUGUUCUCAUGAAUGUAGGUAACGUGGAGAUAAUAGGAGUGCACAUAACAGCUCUACAGACCAUUACCCUAGUGGGAGGUGUUGUCUCCAUCGUCUGUCUCUUCCUUACUGUUGUCGGACUCGCCAAGUUCAAGUCACUAAGGAAGACCCCAACAAACCAGAUCCACAUCUCCCUGAGUUUCACUCUAAUGAUGGGACUAAUCUUCCUCCUUGUGGGACUCGACAACUGGACUGAAAACGCGGCAAUCUGUACGAUGUUUGCGGUUCUGAUUCAUUACUUCUACUUAUCUGCCAUAUCGUGGAUGAUGGUAGAGGGUGUGAACCUCUACAUUGCCUUCAUCCAGGUCUUCACGGGGGGACAGACUCACUUCUACAAAAAGUGUGCCCUCUUCGCCUUCGGUUUCCCGGCUGCGGUGGUCACAGCUUCACUUACCAUCAACUUCACUACUGACUACCCAACUUACGUCGGAGAUCGCUAUUGCUGGUUAACGUACGUGCCAAGUCUAGUGGCAUUCGUAGGACCUGUCAUCUUGAUGCUGCUAGCAAACACUGUCAUAUUCGCUUUCGUCAUAAAGCAGAUAUUCUGGAGAAAGAAUGCCGGUUCCCAGAAGAAGAUGGACAGUUUGACCCAACUGCGAGCCGUGCUAUGUCUCAUGGCCCUCAUGGGACUGGGGUGGAUUGCUGGUGCCUUCACUAUCGAUGGUCCCUCCGGUCUUGUCUUCCAGUAUAUAUUCACAAUCGCAAACAUUUCCCAGGGUAUCCUGAUUUUCUACUUCCACUGUGCUUCUAAACCAGAUGUCAGGAAUGCUUGGUUCAAGAGUUUCAGUUCCACUACCAGCUGGUUGAAAAAGGACACCACCAGCCACAGCCACUCUGUCUCCAAGAGGCCGAUAAUCAGCGAGCCAGUGAAACCACAAGACGGUGUCUACAACCCAGUGUGCAGUAUUAUGGGCAUCCCUGUCACUCUCAAGAGACAAGGAUCAAUCGACAGUCCGGAUAGUGGAUAUGCUGUUGAGGACCGCUUCAAUUUCGACAUUAAAGGGAGUCGCGGCAACACGCCCAGCAACCACAGCGUAUCCCAGUUUAAGGACCGCGGCAACAUGGGAACAGUCAUACCACCAGCCACCACCGCUCCCACCUACAGCACCAACCUUCACAACACUAGCACCACCACCGGUCGGUUUAGGAGGAGCCCCAAGACUGGGGGUCCUAAGGAGAAAGCUGAGGACUCCCCUCUCUUCCCUCCAUCUACCUCUCCACCUCCUCCUCCAUCAAGUAGUGAACCGGACUCCAAGGAUAGCUUUGAUCUAGUAUCGACACCGACAACAUCUCCACCACUCAUGACGUUCUCUGAGUCUGAGAAAGAGGCAGCACCAGACACAACUCCCCCUACUCCUUGUGACGUCAUCAAACCUCCCCGGGGAGUUGUCCCUGAAAGUGGGGAAGCAACUCAGCAGGAGGGCAGCAUGUCUCCAGCUAGCAUGUCUCCAACUAGCAUGUCUCCAACUAGUCCAACUGCCUCUGAUGAUGAUCCGUUCCUGGACCGUUCCCGGAUAAAGGAACCUUCAGCGCCAGAACUCACGACUGAAGACCGUCCUGACAGCACUGAUUCCAGGUACAAAAAGCGUAGACAGAGUUUGAAGAGUCCUUGUUUGCCAAUGAAAUCGCUGAGAGGAAAGUUCGAACAGCAAAACAGGAACACCUCGAGCUCAGAGUUCGCGGAGGAGUUAGAAGAAGAUGUGGAAGCAAGGAAAGGAGGUUACCGUCCAACCUAGGGUUUGUGUCAGCUGGACAUAUCACCUCUAGAUGGAGGAAAGAGAAGAAGAAUAUCAAUAGAAGCUGUUCUAUGAAGAUCUAUCAUUAUAGAAACCCCUUCAAUCGAGAUGCAGAUGACACUCUCGCUGGAAUUCAGUACAAACCGACUAAUUAUAUCAAGGUUAAAGUUCAAAUUGACUGAAAAGUGAAUAAAAAUAAGCUCUAUGCUGAAUGAAUUCAUAAACUCUCAUAGACCCAAAUGUGAUU
This is a messenger RNA of Bolinopsis microptera, 6992 nucleotides long. RefSeq lists its product as uncharacterized. Gene Ontology annotation, cellular component: membrane. Gene Ontology annotation, biological process: cell surface receptor signaling pathway; G protein-coupled receptor signaling pathway. NCBI's taxonomy places the organism in Eukaryota, Metazoa, Ctenophora, Tentaculata, Lobata, Bolinopsidae. The record is from RefSeq and is a predicted model, not a curated record. Bases 395 to 6745 code for a protein of 2116 amino acids. The transcript has 46 exons. Gene Ontology annotation, molecular function: protein binding; G protein-coupled receptor activity.